This is a messenger RNA of Oppia nitens, 1881 nucleotides long. RefSeq names its product zinc finger protein 62-like. Gene Ontology annotation, molecular function: DNA-binding transcription factor activity, RNA polymerase II-specific; RNA polymerase II cis-regulatory region sequence-specific DNA binding. Gene Ontology annotation, cellular component: nucleus. Bases 148 to 1881 code for a protein of 577 amino acids. Gene Ontology annotation, biological process: regulation of transcription by RNA polymerase II. The transcript is spliced from 2 exons. NCBI's taxonomy places the organism in Eukaryota, Metazoa, Arthropoda, Arachnida, Sarcoptiformes, Oppiidae. The record is from RefSeq and is a predicted model, not a curated record.
ACAAUAUAUAUAAACAACAAAUUGUGUCAUCGAUUUCAGUGACAAUUAUAAUCACAAUUUAUUUAUUGAUAAACAAAGAUAUGUUUUGUUAGAUCUGAUCUGACAAGUGGUCAACCGAUUGGUGGUGUCAACUGACAAUUACCGGCGAUGUCGUCACCGUCGACGGUGAUGAGGAUGAAGAAGAAGAAUGAAGAAGAUAUGAGUUUGUCGUCAACGGCGGACUACUUGUGGUACGAAUGUCAGCACGAGUUGCUUGAAAUGCGCCACAAGAUUAUCACUCUUGAAGCUCGUCUUCAGACAUCGGAACAGCUUAACAAACAUCUGACAGUUUGUAACGUAUCGUUGGUGGUCAUUGUCCAGUUAGCUCGUGUGAUGGACAUCAUCGAUACCGACGGCGGCGACAACACACGGCUGUUGGCUUUAAUCCAGUCGAUCAAAGAAGAGGAGAGCCGUAUUGAACACGAAAAAGAAAACUUGCGGUCAGUUAUCGACAAUUACGAACAACAAGAAGAGUUCGACGACAAGAAAAUCUGUAAAUUGAUCCAAGAGGUGACCCGCAAACAACUUAGCAAUAUAUUGGUUGCCGAUAAAGGCGUUCAAACUGUUUUUGGUGAUAAUAAUAAUACUAAUACUAAUUGUGGCCAAAGGUUUCGGUUAAUUACCGAAAACUUGGGGUCAAUACCGAUAACAAAAAAUUCAAAUAUUAACUCAUUUAAUACAUCAAUGAUCAGUGUUGACAGUGAUAUCAAAUGUGAACUACAGAGUGAUCACGAAAGUGAUAAUUGGAUUAGUGAUGACAUUAAUGUUGAUGAAGAAGACAGUGGUAAUGAUGACAAUAAUAAUGAAUUUAAUGAGACUAUUGUUGAAACAAUCGGAUUAUCAGAUAAAGAGAAAGUUAUUAAACAAAGAGAUAAAACAUAUCAUAAAACACAUCAAAUGAUAACCGAAUAUAACGUCGUUAAACAUAAUUCAUACGACAGAGUCUCACUUGAGGAAGAAAAACGAAUCUUCGAAUUGAUCCAAAAGUAUACAAAAGUCGAUGAUUACUAUGAAUGCGAUGAGACUAUCGAUUGUACGUUUAGAUGUAAAAAAGAUAUCACUUUUUACAAUCACUUACAACAACACAAACUACAAGCAAAACGAUUGUACGAAAAGAUGGACACGUGUUUGACGGACGAUAAAUAUAUCUGUGAUGUAGUCUAUUGUCAAUUCAUUAGCGAAGAUAAGUACAUAUUCUACGAACACUAUCGGCAACACGUCCUAACAGUUCCGACCAAAGACGACACUUACCGUCCCUAUAGGUGCGAUGAGUGCGGUUCAACAUUCGUUAUGGUGGCCACUCUGAAACAACACCAAAAGAAAGUACAUCCGGAUCAGCUGCUGAUGUGUCCGUAUGACGGUUGUACUGUUACGGUAAAGUCGGCCUAUAAUCUCAAACAACAUAUCAAUAAUAUUCACUUAAAACUGAAACCCUAUCCGUGUGAUUGGCCCGGUUGUGAGUAUUCAGCAUUUACGCCAUCAAAUCUUAAGUCGCAUAAACUGAAACACUCGCAACUGAAACACCGUCGGUGCGAUUGGCCGGCCUGUGAGUUCACCUGUAAAGCCAAUUGGACAAUGAUUGCCCACAAGCGUACCCAUACCAAUGAAAAACCGUUUGCUUGCGAGUGGCCGGGUUGUGUGUACCGGUGCUCGGUUAAGAGUACACUCAUAACACACAAACGUAUACAUACGGGUGAAAAGCCGUUCAAAUGUCUCGACUGUGAUCAACGAUUUGCCGCUCAGGCAGGUCUUCAAUCUCAUCAAAGACAACAUUCGAAAAUCCGUAGGCCAUCCAAACGUGUUGGACGACCAUCAAAGAUGGUGAUACCGACAACCCAUUAA